ACAACCACCACAACAACAACCACAACAACCACAACAACAACAACCACCACAACCACCACAACAACAACAACCACCACCACAACAACAACCACCACCACAACAACAAUCACCACAACAACAACCACCACCACAAUAACCACCACCAUAACAACAACCACCACCACCACAACAACAACCACCACUACAACCACCACAACAACAACCACCACAACAACAACCACCACAACAACCACCACCACCACAACCACCACAACAACAACCACCACAACAACAAUAACCACAACAACAAUCACCACAACAACAACCACCACCACAACCACAACCACCACAACAACCACCACAACAACCACCACAACAAUCACCACAACAACAAUCACCACAACAACAACCACCACCACAACAACAACAACCACCACAACAACAACGACCACCACAACAACCACGACCACCACAACAACAACGACCACCACAACAACCACCACAACAACAACCACAACGACCACCACAACAACCACCACAACAACAACCACAACAACCACCACAACAACCACC
This is a messenger RNA of Petromyzon marinus (sea lamprey), 552 nucleotides long. Lineage: Eukaryota; Metazoa; Chordata; Hyperoartia; Petromyzontiformes; Petromyzontidae. The record is from RefSeq and is a predicted model, not a curated record.